This is a messenger RNA of Myotis davidii, 3125 nucleotides long. RefSeq names its product sorting nexin 13 (gene SNX13). NCBI's taxonomy places the organism in Eukaryota, Metazoa, Chordata, Mammalia, Chiroptera, Vespertilionidae. The transcript is spliced from 26 exons. Gene Ontology annotation, cellular component: early endosome. Gene Ontology annotation, biological process: positive regulation of GTPase activity. Gene Ontology annotation, molecular function: phosphatidylinositol binding. The record is from RefSeq and is a predicted model, not a curated record. Bases 112 to 2988 code for a protein of 958 amino acids.
ACAUCAAAAUGAUAUGCCUGUGAAGAAAGUGCAACAUGUUUAGAAACACUGGUAAGAAAAGCUUUGAAAAACACCAUCAAGGGUAUCCCACUACAAGACCAGUCUGUCCAUAUGGGGAUGGGGAAGCCUUGGCGUUGUCCUUUCUCUAAUAACCUUUGGACCCUUUGUAAUAUUUUAUUUGGCAUUUUAUAUCCUCUGCUUUGUGGGGGUUUUGUGGUUACUCUUCUGUUUGGAAAAACAAACUCAGAGAAGUACCUAGAGCAGUGUGAACACUCAUUUCUUCCUCCAACAUCAACUGGAAUUCCUAAGUGUUUAGAAGAAAUGAAACAUGAAGCCGGGACUAUAAAGAUCGAUAGAAGAUUAACUGGUGCCAAUAUAAUUGAUGAACCUCUCCAGCAAGUUAUCCAGUUUUCCUUGAGGGAUUAUGUCCAGUAUUGGUAUUAUACACUAAGUGAUGAUGAAUCUUUUCUUCUUGAAAUUAGACAGACUCUUCAAAAUGCACUCAUUCAGUUUGCUACUAGGUCAAAAGAAAUAGACUGGCAACCUUAUUUUACAACACGCAUUGUAGAUGAUUUUGGCACACACCUACGAGUAUUUAGGAAGGCUCAACAGAAGGUAACAGAAAAAGAUGAUCAAGUAACAGGUACAGCAGAAGAUCUUGUAGAAACCUUCUUUGAAGUUGAAGUUGAAAUGGAGAAGGACGUUUGCCGUGAUCUAGUGUGCACUUCUCCCAAAGAUGAAGAAGGAUUCCUAAGGGAUUUGUGUGAGGUCUUAUUAUACUUAUUGCUACCUCCUGGAGAUUUCCAGAACAAGACCAUGCGAUACUUUGUCAGGGAAAUCCUUGCACAAGGAAUUCUUCUUCCAUUAAUAAAUCAACUCAGUGAUCCUGAUUAUAUUAAUCAAUAUAUCAUAUGGAUGAUCCGUGAGUCUAAUUGCAACUAUGAGGCCUUUAUGAACAUUAUUAAAUUGAGUGACAAUAUUGGAGAGCUAGAAGCAGUCAGAGAUAAGGCAAUAGAAGAAUUACAGUAUCUUCGAUCUUUAGAUACAGCUGGUGAUGAUAUCAACACUAUCAAAAAUCAAAUAAAUAGCUUAUUAUUUGUAAAGAAAGUAUGUGACUCAAGAAUACAACGGUUGCAGUCAGGCAAAGAAAUAAAUACUGUGAAACUGGCAGCAAACUUUGGGAAACUUUGCACAGUCCCUCUGGCCAGCAUCCUUGUAGACAAUGUUGCACUACAAUUUUUUAUGGAUUACAUGCAGCAAACUGGAGGUCAAGCACAUCUCUUCUUCUGGAUGACAGUGGAAGGGUACCGGGUUACAGCCCAACAACAACUAGAAGUUUUAUUAAGCCAUCAGAAAGAUGGAAAACAUCAAACCAACCAAACCAAAGGUCUUUUAAGAGCAGCUGCUGUUGGAAUUUAUGAACAAUAUUUAUCAGAAAAGGCAUCUCCACGGGUUACUGUUGAUGAUUAUUUGGUAGCGAAAUUAGCAGAUACCUUGAAUCAUGAAGAUCCAACUCCUGAAAUCUUUGAUGAUAUUCAAAGAAAGGUGUAUGAAUUGAUGCUACGAGAUGAAAGAUUUUAUCCUUCCUUCAGACAGAAUGCACUUUAUGUGCGCAUGUUAGCUGAGCUGGACAUGUUAAAAGAUCCUAGUUUCAGAGGAUCGGAUGAUGGUGAUGGAGAAUCUUUCAAUGGGUCCCCUACAGGAAGCAUAAAUUUGUCUUUAGAUGACCUUUCAAAUGUAUCUUCUGAUGAUUUAAUACAACUUCAUGCUUACAUUUCAGACACAGUAUAUGCUGACUAUGACCCAUAUGCUGUGGCAGGCGUUUGUAAUGAUCAUGGCAAGACAUAUGCAUUGUAUGCCAUCACUGUGCACCGACGCAAUCUAAACAGUGAGGAGAUGUGGAAAACCUAUCGUCGUUACAGUGACUUCCAUGACUUCCACAUGAGAAUCACUGAACAGUUUGAAAAUCUGUCAAGUAUAUUGAAGCUUCCUGGGAAAAAGACUUUUAAUAAUAUGGAUAGGGAUUUUUUAGAAAAGAGAAAAAAGGAUCUUAAUGCAUAUUUGCAGUUACUGUUAACUCCUGAGAUGAUGAGAGCAUCCCCAGUUUUGGCUCACUAUGUGUAUGACUUCCUUGAGAAUAAAGCCUACAGUAAAGGGAAGGGGGAUUUUGCUCGCAAGAUGGACACUUUUGUGAAUCCACUUCGAAAUUCUAUGAGGAAUGUUUCCAAUGCAGUUAAAUCCCUUCCUGAUAGCUUGGCAGAGGGAAUGACUAAAAUGUCAGACAACAUGGGCAGAAUGUCAGAAAGACUAGGUCAAGACAUAAAGCAAUCAUUUUUCAAGAUGCCUCCUUUAAUUCCAAAGACUGAUUCAGAUCCUGAACAUUGUCGAGUUUCAGCUCAACUUGAUGAUACUGUGGAUGACAAUAUUCCGCUUAGGGUAAUGCUGCUUCUCAUGGAUGAAGUGUUCGACUUAAAAGAGAGAAAUCAGUGGUUGCGAAGAAAUAUCAAAAACCUACUUCAACAGCUUAUUAGAGCCACAUAUGGUGAUACUAUUAAUAGAAAAAUAGUCGACCAUGUUGAUUGGAUGACCUCACCUGAGCAAGUAGCGGACUUAGUGAAACGUUUCAGAGAUGCCUUUUGGCCAAAUGGCAUUUUAGCAGAAGCUGUUCCAUGCAGAGAUAAAGCUAUCCGAAUGAGAACAAGAAUUGCAGGAAAAACUAAACUACUUUCAAUUAUGCCAGAUGAACUGAAGCACAUUAUUGGGGCUGAGACAACACGGAAAGGUAUUCUUCGUGUUUUUGAAAUGUUUCAGCACAACCAGUUAAAUAGGAGAAUGGUUUAUGUCUUCUUGGAAGGCUUUUUGGAAACCUUAUUUCCGCAGUAUAAAUUCCGUGAACUUUUCAACAAACUGCAUUCACGGUCAAUGCAGAUGCAGAAAUAUAAACAGAAACUUCAAACAUCUCAAGCGCCUUCUUUACAGAAAAGGUGACACUCCAAUCUGUGAAGCUGGUGUUCCUUUUGUCCAGAACUAAAGUGUGGGCAGAUCUUCUGGGGCUUAACUCAUAUACUGUUGUGCCUGCACCAGUCUCUUAAUGUCUCAAAUAGAUUAUUAAUACAUCCACAAAA